AUGGAAGAAGGAAUGAAAGGGAGGAAUGAGACAAUAGAAUCUGAAAAAGUGUUUGAGUGCUAUAGAGAUAGUAAGAAAAAGACAUCCUUAGCUACACGUUUUGCUCAAGAAACAUUUGGAAAACAGUACAGACAAACCAUAGGAUUGGACUUCUUCUUGAAAAGGAUAGUAUUGCCAGGUAAUUUGAAUGUUACUCUUCAAGUGUGGGAUGUAGGGGGACAAACGAUAGGAGGCAAAAUGCUGGAUAAAUAUAUUUAUGGAGCUCAGGCUGUUCUCUUGGUUUAUGAUAUUACCAACGGCCAGAGUUUUGAAAAUUUAGAAGACUGGUAUAACGCGGUAAAAAAAGUGAAUGAAGAAUCAGAAACACAGCCACUUGUGGCCUUGGUUGGAAAUAAAAUUGACUUGGAACAUAUGCGCACGGUGAAAGUUGACAAGCACCAGCGGUUUUGUCAGGAAAACAAUUUCAGUAGCCAUUUCGUGUCGGCCAAGACGGGAGAUUCUGUCUUCCUGUGUUUUCAGAGAAUUGCUGCUGACAUACUUGGCAUCAAAUUAAACAAAGCGGAAUUGGAACAAUCACAGAGGGUGGUGAAAGCAGAUAUUGUCAACUACAGUCAGGAGCCUGUGACAAGAACCAUUAAUCCUCCUAGAAGCUCAAUGUGUGCAGUGCAAUGACCGUGCUAUUCUCUGUUUUGAUACCUUUGGCAGUUGUCUUACCCUGACACAGGCUCUAGGAUUACCGGGAACUUUAACAGUGACUGUCACAACAAUGCAAUUAGAGGCUUC
Molecule: messenger RNA, 783 nt
Organism: Nestor notabilis (Kea)
Lineage: Eukaryota; Metazoa; Chordata; Aves; Psittaciformes; Psittacidae
Gene: RAB28
Product: RAB28, member RAS oncogene family
Exons: 7
Coding region: 1-672 (223 amino acids)
Cellular component (GO): Golgi apparatus; endosome
Molecular function (GO): GTP binding; GTPase activity
Source: RefSeq, a predicted model, not a curated record